AUGGAUUGCGGCUUAGAGGACCUUCCCCUAGUUAGUCAUCCAUUUACAUGGAUCAAAGGAAACCUCCAAAAUAACCUGGUUGAAGAACGGCUAGACAAAGCGCUUGUUACUAAGGAUUGGUGUCAUUUGUUUGCUAACUACCUUCUAUCAAACAUUGUAGCAAGUAAAUUCGAUCACUAUCCUAUUACUCUCAAGCUUGAUGCUAACCUUUCUAAUCCUCUGCAUAAGUAUUUUCGCUUUGAGAAUAUUUGGAUGGAAGAUCCAGAUAUCGAUCGUGCUGUUAGAUAUGGCUGGAACUAUCAUAACAAAAAAGGUGUCGAGAAUAAGAUCAUCUCUUGUGGUAGAUAUCUUUGUCUUUGGGGUAGACGAAAGCAUGUCAACUUGUGUAAAUAUAUUGAUAUCCUUAAGCGUGAUAUGGAAAAAUGCAAAAACGCUCAGGGUAGUACUGAGUGGAGUCUAUACUUUCAGCUACAACACCAACUCAGCCACCAACUUCAUAGCAUGGAUUCUUAUUGGAGUCAACGUGCUAAAACUUUCUGGUUAAGAGAAGGGGACUCCAAUACAAAAAAUUUUCACGCAGCGGUGAACAUACGUCGUCAGAAAAAUCAUAUCUCCACUCUUUAUGACUCUGAAGGUAAAAAACACUCCACCCUUACUGAACUUGGUAACCUUGCAUGCUCUUACUUCCAGGACCUAUUUAACACGCUUCCUGGGAGAUUCACCUUGUAA
Molecule: messenger RNA, 729 nt
Organism: Cajanus cajan (pigeon pea)
Lineage: Eukaryota; Viridiplantae; Streptophyta; Magnoliopsida; Fabales; Fabaceae
Source: RefSeq, a predicted model, not a curated record